Messenger RNA from Fopius arisanus, 359 nucleotides. RefSeq lists its product as uncharacterized. The record is from RefSeq and is a predicted model, not a curated record. Lineage: Eukaryota; Metazoa; Arthropoda; Insecta; Hymenoptera; Braconidae.
GAUAACUCGCUGUAUAAAAAGACCAGCAAUCCAACAAAAAUUCCAGUCUCGUCAAUUGGUUCCUGGAAAUCUAUAAUGUGUCGUAGAAUUUGGAAAAUAGUCUUCAUCCUGGUGAUUGCAGAGUGCAUCCUGCAAGUUGUCCAGGGAAAUGAGCUGAUCAAUGUGUGUAUCAGGAAUGUGCGAUUGAACGAGUGUUUUAGCCAGUGCAUAACCCGACAUGGACAAGAGUUUGCAACUGGUUAUCUACCUUAUGGGCGAGGAGGUGGAAACCAGUUUGGACCAGACGGUGGAAUCGGCAGAAUUACUGAGGGAGGAAUUAGCGGUAUAGGACCUGGGGGUCGAACUGGGCCAUGGUCAGG